Molecule: messenger RNA, 4494 nt
Organism: Psammomys obesus (fat sand rat)
Lineage: Eukaryota; Metazoa; Chordata; Mammalia; Rodentia; Muridae
Gene: Inka2
Product: inka box actin regulator 2
Exons: 2
Coding region: 119-997 (292 amino acids)
Cellular component (GO): nucleus
Molecular function (GO): protein serine/threonine kinase inhibitor activity; protein kinase binding
Source: RefSeq, a predicted model, not a curated record
CCCCGCGCUGGAGCUGAGGUUCAGCUCUGCGCGGCCAGGGGCGCGGAGCGCACCGAGAACCCUACUUUCCCGUGAGCCCGAGCCCGGCAAAUGGGCGAAUGAGGAAGACAGCCGGGACAUGGACUGCUAUCUGCGUCGCCUCAAACAGGAGCUGAUGUCCAUGAAGGAGGUGGGGGAUGGCUUACAGGAUCAGAUGAACUGUAUGAUGGGCGCACUGCAAGAACUGAAGCUCCUACAGGUGCAGACGGCACUGGAACAGCUGGAGAUCUCUGGAGACGCGCCUGCCUUCAGCUGUCCUGAGCGCUCACAGAAUCAGCCUGAGUGCCCUUGCUGGCAGGGUAGUAGACGUCCUGCUGGGCCUGCAGCCUGUCCCUCUUCCAGCCAGCCUUCUUUUGACAGCAGCCCCAAGUUUCCAUGCCAUAGGAGUGUCUGUGGGAAGGAGCUGGCUGCCCUUCCCAAGACACAGCUGCCUGAGCAUCAAAGCUGUACCCAACAGGGGAUAGAGUGGGUGGAACCAGAUGACUGGACCUCCACAUUGAUGUCACGGGGCAGAAAUCGACAGCCUCUGGUGUUGGGGGACAAUGUUUUUGCAGACCUGGUGGGCAACUGGUUAGACUUACCAGAACUGGAAAAGGGUGGGGAGAAGGGUGAGACCGGGGGACCCAAUGAACCCAAAGGAGAAAAAGGCCAUUCCAGGGAGCUGGGUCGCAAGUUUGCCCUAACAGCCAACAUUUUUAGGAAGUUCUUGCGUAGCGUGCGGCCUGACAGAGACCGGCUGCUCAAGGAGAAGCCAGGCUGGAUGACUCCCAUAGUCUCUGAGUCACGAGCAGGACGCUCUCAGAAAGUCAAGAAGAGGAGCCUUUCCAAGGGCUCUGGACGGUUCCCUUUCUCAAGCACAGGAGAGCCCAGACGCAUUGAAACCCCUGCCACAAGCAGCCCCAAGGCCUUAGAACCCUCCCGUGAGGGCUUUGACAUUAACACAGCUGUUUGGGUCUGAAUUCAAGAGCUACUCAUGAACAUAAAAGGCGCUCUUAUACUGGGCCCUGGGGAAAAAGAGAGGGCAGGGUGCUCGGUCUUCAGGCCAGAUGCGAGUUCCCAUCCUCAGAAAGGAAGGAAAGCAGAGAUCUUAGCCAGAUCUCACCAGAGCAGUGGGGUGAGGCUGUCACAGGGCAGGCUGAGCUGAGAGAAUGUAUUUAUGUGCAUGUGAGCACACGUGUGUGUGUGUGUGUGUGUGUGUGUGUGUGUGUGUGUUGUUGUUGUUGUUGUUUGAGGCUGGAUGUGACAAUAGUUGGGAGAGGCAGGAGAGGAGGCCAGGACAAGUCUGUGACAUUCCUCUAUUAUGUUCCCUAGACCUCAUUCGAAUAUUCUAUAUGAAAUGAGGCAUUGACCCCUCAGGUUUCCCAGAGUAACUCCCAAUAAAGGCCUGUCUCAGGGGCCCCCAACUAUUUUAAUGGUCUGCUUCCCUGACAAGACACUGCUACAGGCAAGGGAGUUUUGAAGGGUUGGUCUCCCAGAAUGGAGCUCCAGAAAGAGGGAAAUCCCUACUCACAGCCCUUUCUAGGACCAAGAUUCCAGCCCACAGGUGGGUGCUGGGGAAAAGACUGAGCAAGCGGAAAGGUGUGUAUUGUGUGAUGAGGAAGCCCUAGAGGCUCCCAUAUCUCCCUCAAAGUGCAGAGGAUGCAUGAUGUGCCUUCACCCACAUGCUGUCUCCUGAGUCCAAGUAGGCAUGCCCAACCAAAUGAAGCAGCAGUCUCCAAGAACACACAGCUCCCAGGAGGCAAAACACGUCAGGCCAACCUCGGGGCUACUGCUGGACCCUGGAGUCACACACUGCCUGGCCCAGCAGUGAGACCCUAGCCUGGCCCCUCCUCCCCGCCUUAAUGCUCCUGCAGGGCAGCAGAUGCACAGAUGAUCCCAGAAACAACCCCUACACAUUUAGAAAAAUUCUUGGUCCAGACCUUGUGGUCACCCAGGGAACCGGAUGUGUCAGGCCUCAUCUGUCUUUAUCACCCUGAAAGUCAAUAGAGGAUCCUCAAGAUGGGGCCGAUGCCAGGUGUGUUGUGUAGUGAGCAGACAUGCAACCCCAGGGCAGCCUAGGGCCAUAGAGGAUCCACCUCAGCCACCCUCUCCUUAGCCAGGAGAGAACAAAGUAGGCCCCUGUUCAGGUGCAGCCACCCUGGAGGAGGCCUUAGCUCCUCCCUCCCCGCAGACCCAGCUCAGCUUGAUGGGGUGUGACGACUGCAAUUAGCAGCAAGCUGCCUGUUGCCCCCAGCGCAUUAAGAGCAAAUUGGAGAAGAAAAAUAACAAGAGAAGCUCUUCUGCCUGCAGCCUGGACCCCAGGGGACCCAAGUGGAGGGACUGAGUAGGGGGAUGGGUGAUGAGGAGCUAAGAGCAGAAGGGAGGGUCACCUGCAAGUUCCCAUGAGUUAAAUGACGUUUUUUUUUUUUAAGUGAGGAAAGGGUUUUGUUUUUGACCUGUCACGUUUUUGCCAGGCAAUGUGCCCAUCUCUUUCAGACCUAGAAUGACCUGGAAUUAUUUUCCCCGAUAAAUCAACAGGGUCAAAGGGACAUGGCAUACAAGCUGCCCAUAUCAGGCUGCCAGCAAAGGAAAGCAGCUCCCAGUUUGGCUCCCUGGGCACCAGGCCUAUCUACUUUGGCCUGGAGUUUGUCAGCUGGGCUCAUGCUUUCUGGCCACGCAGGGUCCCUUUCCAUCCCCUGAAUUUCUGUCUCUGGUGAAGGAAGAGAACUGUGGCUGCCUUUGGUAGCUGCUGGGCAAUGUGUCUGGAGAAGGAACAUGUGAAAGACUCAUACCCCGAUUGCUGAAAGGUUGGCACACUCAAAAAAUGGACUAAGACUGCAUAGGAAGCCAAGUCAAGAGCAACUCAUUUGUUUUGUGGACUAGCCAUAAUUCAUAUCGUUUAAAUCAACUAACACGACAGACUCCUGCCUGGUUCAUUGUAACCGAAGGUGGGAACUCAUCGAUGGAAGAGGAACCAGUUGCUGACCUCCAAGGCUGCCAAAGAACACCAAGAAAGGUGUUCCCGGCCAGAAAAGAGUCAAUGGACCAAAGCAAAACAAUUAGGAAGUAAUUUUGGCAUCCACGAUAAUCCACAGGUUCUGGGCACCUUUGCUUUUAUUUUUCUUAUCUCCUCUUUGCUGUGCCUGGGAAAUGGUUGCCAAUUUUAUGAGAAUAGGUUCAGAGAAGUUAACCCCUUCAAGCUCACACAGUUACAAAGCUGGGAUUGAAACAGUCUGUAACUGACUUCCAAUCUUGUGUUCAUGUUACCUGGCAAACUGUCCAUCUCUGCUCCCUGCCCAGAUCAAGAAUAACAUUUGGUCCUCUGAGAUUACUCAUGUCUCUUCAUGAUUGAGAAGUAGCAUUCUCAUUUUCCUUUAGAAGAAUUCUGCCUGAGUCUGGAAGGUGCUGAUACAAUGUCCCAACUACCAUGUCAUGCUUUGGUGAAAGAUUAUGGUGACCCAGCCUCAUGUAACUUUUACUUUUCCGUCCACCCGUGGCUCCUACUGAGACAGCGAUGGAGAGUGCACUACUGAAGUAGAAUGGACUAGGAAGGCCUCUGGCCUUAGCUAGAGUGCAGGGCAACAUGUGUUGGGAGGAGAGACUGAAAGUAGACAGAGAGAAACUGACAGCUUAAUUCUGCCUCCUGGGCUCAUUUUAUGGUUAAUUAGGACAUGCAAAUGAACUGGAAGCUCAUAUAGUAUCCUUCCUGGCAUGGAGGCCUGGCCUACAUCUGGCCUAAUUUCUUGCCAGGCCUCUGGUCGCCCUAGGCAUCUUCUCGGGGCUCCACCUGCCUCUCUGUCUGUGGUCAGUCUGUGGAGAUUUUCCAACCGCAGCAUCCACUGGAACAUCCCCUCCCUGGUUGGUAGAGCCUGGCAGAUCUCUUUGUUUCCUCUUUACAGGCAUGUGGGCCUGGAACCUCUCUUUCUUCUCUCCUCCGUGCUCUUCUGUAGUUUACCAUUGGAGUGAUCUCUAACCCAAACUAAUCUUGAGGAACAGAUUCUUGGCUCAACUCUGUCUACCAUCCACACCUUCCCUCAAGAGGCUCCAUAGGAGGGGGUCCUGCCAUUCUCAAGUCACCCUAACAUUCUCUGCAGGAUAAAACCAAGAGCCCGUCUGGGGAGCUGCGGCCUGGCUGCAGCUUCCCUCCAGAAGUGACCAUUCAGUUCAUCUCAGGGGACCUCGCCAACCAGGGCAGUUAGGUGUUUGUGCCAGCACCAGGUAUUUCUAUGAGUUCCUGAUCUGGAGUCAGAUAGGAAUCAAGACCCAGGCCUGUCACUGUGAGAGUCUGUGCUUGUGGCAUGACCUGUUGAAGGCUCCUCUGCUCCUUUAUGAAGCAGGUAUGAUUGCAGGACCUCUCUCACAAUGCACCAGGGAUGGAGAGCUUUGGUCCCAACACACACCUUCCACAGAAAUGGCACUAGUCAUCCAUCUCCUGCCUAACCAUGAACUCUAACGGACAAUGCUGAAAAUAAACAG